Metarhizium acridum CQMa 102 is the source of this 366-nucleotide messenger RNA. The record is from RefSeq and is a predicted model, not a curated record. Lineage: Eukaryota; Fungi; Ascomycota; Sordariomycetes; Hypocreales; Clavicipitaceae.
AUGGCGGCUCUCAGUCCGAUUCAACCUCGGCCACCCAGGCCACGGCUGUUGCUACCAAGUCGUACACGCUGGACGAGCAACGGCCAGACAUACACGGCCACUGCGAAGGCUGCCGUUGUCGCUGGCGGCUCGGCCCCUGAACAGACGACUUGGGCUUACACUGCCAAGCCGUACACCUCUACUUGGACCAGCAAUGGACAGACAUUCACCGCCAUUGCCACUACGACGUUGGUGACCACGGCUACUAUUGGAACCGACUCAACUGCCACGACAUUGUCGAGCAGGGGCGCUGCUGCUGCGGCGACGGGUAGUUUCAAUAUUUGGCGUGCUGGUGCGCUGGUUGCAGGCGUUGCUGCGAUAAUUUGA